CACACAUCAAUUUCAAGAAAUUAAUUAAGAGACAAAAAAAAUAGUAAAAAAUCCAUGGGUUCUCUAACAGUUUCCCACAAACUUCCCAUUAUUGAUUUCACCAUGGAGAAUUUGAAACCAGGCACAAAUUCAUGGUCCAAAGCACGUAAAGAAGCUGUUGGUGCUCUUGAAGAGUACGGUUGUUUUGUAUCAUUAUAUGAUAAAGUCUCAUUAAAGAUCCAUGAUGAUGUUUUUCAAGCACUAGAAGAGUUGUUUCAUCUUCCAACUCAGAAAAAAGUCCAAAAUAAGUCUAGUAAACCUUUGUAUGGUUAUGUUGGCCAAAUACCAUUUAUUCCUCUUUAUGAGAGUAUGGGCAUUGAUAGUGCUAAUACACUUGAAGGAAUCCAAAAUUUCACCAAUUUCAUGUGGCCUAAUGGAAACAAUGCUUUCAGCCAAGCAUUGCUAGCAUACUCAAAAGCAGCAGCAGAACUAGAAGAAAUGGUGGUGAAAAUGGUAUUUGAGAGCUAUGGUGUAGAGAAAUACUAUGAAUCACACGUUAAAUCAGUGAACUAUCUAGCUAGAGUGAUGAAAUAUAGUGAAGCCCAAGUAAAAGAAGCAAAAUUGGGAUUUGUUGAGCAUACAGACAAGAGCUUCAUGUCAACAAUUCAUCAGACUAAUCAUAUUAAUGGUUUGGAGAUCAAAGGGAAAGAUGGCCAGUGGUUUGGAGUUGACCUUUCCCCUUCCUCCAUCGUCGUCAUGGCUGGCGACGCAAUCAUGGCAUGGAGCAACAAUAGGAUAAAAUCUCCACAUCAUAGAGUGAUGAUGGGGGAAGAGAAAGGAGCAAGAUACUCCAUUGCACAAUUUUCAUUCAUGGAAGAUUCACUAAUGGUUGAAACACCAAAAGAGCUAGUUGAUGAAGAGCACCCUUUACUAUUCAACUCAUUCAACCAUCUUGAUUAUCUUCAUUUCUUUAGCAAAGAGGAAAAUAGAAGGCUCGAAUGUGCUCUCAAAACCUAUUGUGGUGUUUGACAUGCAAAUUACUUGUACUACUAUUUUAUUUUCCACGAGGUAAAAAACGGGUGCAAGAAAAAAAUAAUAAAGUUUCUAUUAAUAUGGUUAUGAUGCA
Solanum dulcamara is the source of this 1105-nucleotide messenger RNA. RefSeq names its product 2-oxoglutarate-dependent dioxygenase AOP3-like. The record is from RefSeq and is a predicted model, not a curated record. NCBI's taxonomy places the organism in Eukaryota, Viridiplantae, Streptophyta, Magnoliopsida, Solanales, Solanaceae. The coding region runs from base 55 to 1008 and encodes 317 amino acids. The transcript has 3 exons. Gene Ontology annotation, molecular function: dioxygenase activity.